CCUUGUCCUCCUCGUUUGUAGCAUCCCUUGAAUGCUCAGCUAGUCUCCCGAGUUGAACCAGCUCUUCAAAAAAAGACCCGUGUUUUGUCAUUCACCAAGCGGUCUCCGUUAUCUCAGCCAUGGCUAGCUACCAUAAACCCGACGAGAAGACUUUGCAGGGUCUGAAAGACAUCGCUAACAAGCUGCGGAUCAACUCCGUCAAGGCAACGUGCGCCUCCAACUCCGGUCACCCCACCACAUGUUGCAGUGCAGCAGAGCUCAUGUCCGUGCUGUUCUUCCACACCAUGCGUUACAAAGCUGCUGACCCACGCAACCAGUGCAACGACCGCUUCGUACUCUCUAAGGGUCAUGCUGCACCAAUCCUGUACGCUGCCUGGGCGGAGGCGGGCUUUGUGAAGGAGGCCGACCUGAUCAACCUGAGGAAGCUCGACUCUGACCUGGAGGGUCACCCCACACCUAAACUGGAGUUUGUUGACGUGGCAACUGGGUCUCUGGGACAGGGGCUUGGGGCUGCCUGCGGGAUGGCCUACACUGGGAAACACUUCGACAAGUCCAGUUACCGUGUGUACUGCAUGAUGGGUGAUGGGGAGUGUUCAGAGGGGGCUGUCUGGGAAGCCAUGGCGUUUGGUUCCCACUACAACCUGGACAACCUGGUGGCUGUUAUCGACGUUAACCGCCUGGGACAGAGUGAAGCUGCUCCUCUCAAACACGACAUGGACGUCUACGCUGCACUGUGUAGGUGGAACACACAUGUGGUGGAUGGUCAUGACGUUGAGGAGCUGUGUAAAGCUCUGUGGCAGGCCCAGCAGGUGAAGGGGAAACCCACUAUGAUCCUGGCCAAGACCUUCAAGGGCAGAGGACUCAAAGGCAUUGAGGAUAUGGAGAACUGGCAUGGGAAGCCCAUGCCUAAAGACCGGGCCGAGGAGGCCAUUAAAGACUUGACUGCUCAGAUUCAGAACCCCAACAACACCAUCUGCCCCGAGCUACCUAAAGAAGAUACCGCCCCCGCUGACCUCUCACCGAUCAGCCUGCCCUCCCCGCCCAACUACAAGAUUGGGGAUAAGGUGGCUACUCGUAAGGCGUAUGGCGUGGCCUUGGCUAAACUGGGUCAGUCCAGUCCGAGGGUGGUGGCUCUGGACGCUGACAUGAAGAACUCUACCUUCUCUGAGAUGUUCCACAAGGCCUACCCUGAGCGCUUCAUAGAGUGCUUCAUCGCUGAGCAGAACAUGGUGAGCGUGGCGAUUGGCUGUGCCACGAGAGACCGCACAGUGGCGUUUGCCAGCACCUUCGCUGCCUUCCUGUCCAGGGCCUACGACCACAUCAGAAUGGCCGCCGUCUCCGAGUCUAACAUCAACUUGGCUGGGUCUCACUGCGGCGUCUCAAUCGGUGAGGAUGGCCCCUCCCAGAUGGCGUUGGAGGACAUUGCUAUGUUCCGCGCUAUCCCAACAUGCACUCUGUUCUACCCCAGCGAUGGCGUGUCUGCUGAGAGGUCUGUAGAGCUGGCUGCUAACACCAAGGGAAUCUGUUUCAUCCGCAUCACCAGACCAGAACUGAAGGUGAUCUACGACCCCGACGAGAAGUUUGAGGUGGGCGUGGCCAAGGUGGUACGUCAGUCCGACAGCGACAAGGUGACCGUGAUUGGAGCUGGAGUGACUCUGCAUGAAGCUCUGACUGCUGCUGACCAGCUGGCCAGCGAGGGAGUGAACAUCCGUGUGAUUGACCCGUUCACCAUCAAGCCCCUGGAUGCCGCCACCAUCGUGGCGAGCGCACGCGCCACCGGAGGGAGAAUCAUCACCGUGGAGGACCACUACAGAGAGGGGGGUCUGGGGGAGGCGGUGCUCUCUGCAGUAGGGGAGGAGCCUGGCGUCGUCGUGACACGGCUAGCGGUGAACCGUAUACCCCGGAGUGGAAAACCUCAGGAGUUACUCGACCUGUACGGCAUCAGCGCCAAACACAUCGUCCACACCGUGCGCCAGACCUUCGCCAACUGAGACGAUCGUCUCAUCGUUUGUCUCCCGAAUGGCACCCUAUUCCCUAUGUAGUGCACUACUACUGACCCCGUUUCCUAUUGGGCUAGUGCACUAGGUUGGGAAUAGGGUGUCAUUUGGGACAUCUCUUUCCCUCAAGUCUGUACACUUUUACCAACUUCAUCUUCUCCUUCUGCAGUCUGAGGGGGAAGAGGGUUUAAAAAACAACAACUUCUCUCCUCCCAUCUACCACUAGUGUUAAACAGGGCUCUCCAGCGCCCCUUGUGGCUGUGCUGUGCGGUGUAGCGUUACAGCAGCAGAGCCGAUAGGCUAGCUCUCAGCGGAGAGGGAGGGGUCUGAGUGAUGACCAUCCCAGAAGGGUAAUAUGCAGUAAUGUUUCUAGAUAACUCUUUACACACCUUAAUGCAGCCUCGUUCUAAUGAAUCCUCUUUCCUUUCUGCUAAACUGUAAUUGAGCAUUAAGGCCUGGGGGGGUGUAUAUGACCAGUAUACCACGGCUCAGUGCUGUUCUUAGGCACAACGUAACGCAGAGUAUACAGCCCUUAUCUGUGGUAUAUUGGCCAUAUAUCACCCCCCCCCGCCCAGGUGCCUUAUUGCUGUUAUAAACUGCUGUUAUAAAUAUAACCGUAAAAUACAUAUACGGUCUGAUACCAGGGCUUUCAGGACUCGACCACCCGGUUUCUAAUCCUCCUUUCUCUAAGUGAUGUUUAAGCAUGGUGACUGUCGGGGUUCGUCCCGUUCACUAUCUAGGGAACCGGGUGCCAUCUGAGACCAUCCUGGGUAUAGAACGAGGUUUGUUUUGAGUUUGUCUCUGCACGGCCAGGCGACGCUGAACUAUCAGUCGCUGUCUGUUAUUGUUUUUCAAAUGAAGAUAAAUGUAGAUUUCUUUUCAGAUCUUUGUUUCUUAGUUGGUCUCUUUUCAUUCCAGCUGUUAACAAUGUCAUCUUUUCAUCUCUUUCCACAUUCCGGUGUGUUUUCAUGGUUCCACAUUCCGGUGUGUUGUCAUGGUUCCACAUUCCGGUGUGUUGUCAUGGUUCCACAUUCCGGUGUGUUGUCAUGGUUCCACAUUCCGGUGUGUUUUCAUGGUUCCACAUUCCGGUGUGUUGUCAUGGUUCCACAUUCCGGUGUGUUGUCAUGGUUCCACAUUCCGGUGUGUCGUCAUGGUUCCACCUGCUUGGUCAUGAACCUCUCCAUAGCGCUGUUAGACACCAUGCCAGCUGGACAGUUCCUGAUUAACGUCUGCUUGUUGCUGGUCAUAGCCUUAAUUAGCAGUGAAACUGAUGCAGGGAAUUUACAUUCAAUGGUCUUGAGUUGUAUUAAACUUAAAUGACUUGUUGUAACACUGUUAUAUGAACUAAUGUGUUCUUCUAGUAGGCUGAUUGUGGUGAGUGUCUGUCUCGUGUUGCUUUCUGGGUAUGAUCUGACCCUAGUAUCUCCACACAGUCAUGUCUGUUGCCAGUCAACGGUUGGUUUGCAUUGCCAUGGUAAUGCUGAAAUAAUAAACUACAACUUGACCCAA
Molecule: messenger RNA, 3506 nt
Organism: Oncorhynchus nerka (sockeye salmon)
Lineage: Eukaryota; Metazoa; Chordata; Actinopteri; Salmoniformes; Salmonidae
Product: transketolase-like
Exons: 13
Coding region: 120-1991 (623 amino acids)
Molecular function (GO): thiamine pyrophosphate binding; transketolase activity
Source: RefSeq, a predicted model, not a curated record